CCCCAGACCCUGCGCAAGCGGGAGCUACAUGCACUGGGGCUGCCCCUUUUUUUUAGAAUGCAUAUCCAAUAUGAAGAAGUGGAUUGAGCGCAGACGUGUGAUACAAUUUCUUAAGGGUCUCAACUCUGAAUUUGAGGGUCGGCGUGCUACUAUGUUCCAUCAGCCUACUCUCCCUACUUUGGAGGAAGCAAUAGCUGCUAUUGCACAAGAGGAGGUCAGGCUGAAGGUGAUGAAAAGCAAUAUAGUAACUCCAUCUCGACCCGCCUUCAUAGUAACCAGGAGCAAUGAGACCAGAGAGUGUUUCAAUUGUGGUGAGGUGGGACACUUGAGUCGUGAUUGUGAUGCCCCGCGCAAGCCAACCCGUGGGCGGGGGAGAGGAAAUGACCGAGGCCGGCCAAGAGGAUUUAGAGGUGGAGUUAGAGGUCGAGGAUAUAUGAUUGGCCACAAAGCAAAUGUGGCGGUCCAAGACGAGCAAUCAUAUGACAAAGUUCAGGUCUCCGCAAAAGAGUUAGAAGAGUUGAGGAAACUAAAAAAAAGGAUGGAGAGUAUGGGUGGUAAAGACCAAAGGGACUCCACAUUUGGUGAUUUUGCUCACUUUGCCAAUGCUAAUGAAGGAGAGGCGAACAGGGAGGAAGCUUGGGACUGGAACCAGGCGUAAUGGGCUAUGGUACAUGGAUCAUGAGGUGCCAGAUAACGCAUUGUGUACGGUGCUGGCAGUAAUGAUGGGAGAGUGAUACGUGUAGUAAGGAGUGUGUUGAGGGGUUGGGGUAUUCUCCUUUCCUCCUCUCCCGCGACCGCGCCGCC
Triticum dicoccoides is the source of this 804-nucleotide messenger RNA. RefSeq lists its product as uncharacterized. NCBI's taxonomy places the organism in Eukaryota, Viridiplantae, Streptophyta, Magnoliopsida, Poales, Poaceae. Gene Ontology annotation, molecular function: nucleic acid binding; zinc ion binding. The transcript has 2 exons. The record is from RefSeq and is a predicted model, not a curated record. Bases 29 to 658 code for a protein of 209 amino acids.